AUGAAGAAAGAACUUUGGUACAUGGUGUAUUUCCACCUUGUACUCUUGGUGUUUAUAGUAUACACAAUGUUUGAUCUUAUGGCUUUAACCAUCGAUACUACAUUCAAGGACGCUUUGACAAGUACAGAUUUGAAUCCUCCUUCUACUGCUGUGCAGCACGCUCAAUUGAUCCCAAAGAUUAUCCAUCAGACGUAUAAGACUGAGGAAAUUCCAGAACAUUGGAAGGAUGGUCAACGUAAAUGCAUCGAAUUACAUCCAGAUUAUAAGUAUUUCCUCUGGACGGAUCAAAAGUCAAGACAAUUCAUUCAAGAAGAGUACCCAUGGUUCUUGGAAACUUUUGACAACUACAAGUACCCAAUUCAAAGGGCUGACGCGAUAAGGUAUUUCGUAUUAUCCCAUUUCGGUGGUAUCUAUAUCGAUUUGGAUGACGGUUGUGAGAGAAGGCUAGAUCCUUUACUCACGGUACCGGCGUUCGUUAGAAAGACUAGCCCCACUGGUGUCUCGAACGAUGUCAUGGGUAGUGUUCCAAGACAUCCUUUCUUCUUGAAAGUGUUAGAAUCGUUGAAAAGAUAUGACAACAAUUGGGUUAUCCCAUAUUUAACUAUCAUGCUUUCGACCGGUCCGCUGUUUAUCUCCUUAAUUUGGAAACAGUACAAAAGAUGGGGGGUGCCCGAAAAUGGUGUCGUUCGAAUUUUGCUUCCUUCCGAUUAUAAGAUGCAUGAGACCUCGUUCUUUGCUAUCUCCGAAGGUUCAUCCUGGCAUUUAGGCGAUGCUCAUUUCAUCAAAUCUUUGGCUGACUAUAUCCCAUUGUGCGUAGUAGUGGGCUUUGUUAUUGCAUUCAUUAUCAUGUACGCGGAAUACCGCUUACUGUGCUGGCUAAUCACUGGUGGUGCUUGGUCCAGAUUCUACAACUCAGUAAUAUACUCCCUUGGGUUAUCACGUUCUCGUACUGGUAACGAAAACGUCGAAUUAGGUCAAUUUAGAAGAUUAAGAAAGGAUUCCAAUCUGCCAACUAAAAUCUGCAUCUCAGAUAUUGAAAAGCAAGAUCCAAAGUUUACGGAUUUGAGCCAUUGUUAA
This is a messenger RNA of Kluyveromyces lactis, 1077 nucleotides long. RefSeq names its product mannosylinositol phosphorylceramide synthase catalytic subunit CSH1 (gene CSH1). Gene Ontology annotation, molecular function: mannosyltransferase activity. Gene Ontology annotation, biological process: mannosyl-inositol phosphorylceramide biosynthetic process. NCBI's taxonomy places the organism in Eukaryota, Fungi, Ascomycota, Saccharomycetes, Saccharomycetales, Saccharomycetaceae. The record is from RefSeq and is a predicted model, not a curated record. The transcript has a single exon. The coding region runs from base 1 to 1077 and encodes 358 amino acids.